Molecule: messenger RNA, 2121 nt
Organism: Plenodomus lingam JN3
Lineage: Eukaryota; Fungi; Ascomycota; Dothideomycetes; Pleosporales; Leptosphaeriaceae
Source: RefSeq, a predicted model, not a curated record
AUGAAAGAAGAAGAAAAAAAAACCCAGGCCUUGGCACCUGGCACUGCCCCACCCUCUGUCCGCAAUCAAUGCAACGGCCGCGUUUCGUUUUUGCGCGUUCAUGUCUCGCAUCUUGAAGGUCGUAGACUUUUGUUCCCACGGCACCGCAGCAGCGCACCACGACACCACUCAAUCGUCCUCGCCGGGCGCCUGUCCCUCAGUACACAGUACACAGUACACAGUACCAGUAUGUACGGUAUGCGCCGUCCACGCAAGCCCAGCCGUCAACUCGACUCCAUCGUCCUGCACUUUGACUAUGACUGCUUCUACGCCAGUGUCUUUGAACAUGAGAACCCAUCCCUCAAGACCCUGCCGCUGGCUGUCCAGCAGAAGCAAAUCAUAGUCACCUGUAAUUACGAGGCGCGACGGCGUGGGCUCCACAAGCUGCAACUCAUCACGGAAGCCAGAAGGCUAUGCCCCGACGUCGUCGUUGUGUUGGGAGAAGAUCUCACGAGGUUUAGAAAUGCGUCCAAGCAGUUGUAUGCCUACUUGAGAUCCUUCUCCUGGAACUCACGCUGUGAGCGUCUAGGCUUGGACGAGGUCUUCAUGGACGUCUCAGACAUGAUCGACUACAAUCUCGCCUUACUGGCCUCUGCUACCCAAAACUCUUUCUUCCUGCUGUCCAAAGAGGAUCCCACUGUUGGCUUCGAGUUGGAUGCCACCCGUGUAGUCGGUCACGUCUACCCAGAAACAGUGCAUCGUAGUACCUCAGACGUUCCGUCGUCGUCGUCGGACCCUCUACACAUCCGGCUGCUUCUGGCAAGCCAUCUUGCUCAACACCUACGCACAAGGCUGGAGGAGGAGACCGGAUAUACUGCCACAGCCGGUAUUGCUACCAACAAGCUUCUCUCCAAGCUUGUUGGAAACCAGCACAAACCCAAUGCUCAAACGACUCUCCUUCCGCCCUACCUGGGCACAGACGAAACGGGCCAUGAUAAUGUGACCGCAUUCAUGGACGAAUUGGAAAUUGGAAAAAUUCCUGGUAUUGGCUUUAAAAUCGCGCAACAGUUGCGUUCAAAGAUAGUGGGAAGAAAGGCCAAGUUUGAGGAUGGUCUCGUAUACGGUGACACCAAGGAAAAUGUACUUGUACGCCAUGUCAGAACCCACCCUGGCAUGAGUCCAGAUGUACUCGAAAGAGCGUUAGGAGGCCCUGGUGCGCCACAGGGUAUAGGGGCCAGAGUGUGGGGGCUUCUCCACGGAUCAGACGAAAGUGAAGUCCCGUCGCUAGUGGGUAAAGCUCGAGAUAUACCCAAGCAGAUUAGCAUCGAGGAUAGCUACAUACGCCUUGACACUCUCGACAAAGUGAUCAAUGAGCUGACAAAGCUGGCGAGGAGCCUUUUGAGAAGAAUGCACACAGAUCUCUUAGAGGACGGCGAUGAAAUCGCAGUGGAUGCUACAGCCUCCUCGAACUCAGUGACUCCUUCGAAGCGAUGGCUGGCACAACCAAGAACCAUAAGGCUUUCAACACGACUACGACCAACACAAAACCAAGACGGCAGCCGGAACCGCUCGUUUGCUCGGACAUCUCGAUCUGCGCCCAUGCCGAGAUUUGCUCUAAGCUUGGAGGAAAGCGUGGACAGACUGGCGGAGAAGCUGGUUGGCGAAACCCUGUUGCCCUUGUUCCGCAAGCUCCAUGCUGAAAAGCAGGGAUGGAAUCUCAGUCUAGUCAACGUUGCUGCGACAAACAUGGCAGAUGGAGCAAGCGAGACAGGUGGUGUUGGGCGAGAUAUUGGCAAGAUGUUUAAGCGGCAAGACCAUGUACUCAAGCAGGGCAAGGUGCAGGGGGAAGAGAGUGCCUCGACAAGCGCACGUGAGUGUGAGCUAGGAGAUGGCUGGGACGAGCAGCAGCAGUGUGUGGCAGAACCGCCCCAGAGGAGCAGCAGCCUUGGGGGUGUCGGUUCUGAAGACCUGGCGACAUGUUCUCAAGAAGAGUACUUCGGACCCUCGGACGCCCAGGCUUCCGAGGAGGAUGGCGUGGCCGCCACCGAUACAUGUUGCUGUGACCGGUGCGGUGCUAUGAUGCCCGUCUUUGCCAUGGGCCCUCAUGCUCGAUGGCAUGAGCAGAUGGACACGCAGAACUAG